CCUCCCACCACUUCCCAAACCUCCCGCACCUCACGCACCGCACGGCAAUUUCACGAGUUCACGAGCGCGUUGCAGCCUGCGUCAUCACUCCAUCUCGAGUGUAGCGAUCUCAAACCCUCAGUCGUGACAUUGUAACCCGUCGCCAUGUUGUCCGCAAUCUCGUGGGUCCCGCGCGGCGCGGCGAAGCCGUUCCCCAAAACGGCGGAGCUCGACGAGGACGAGGUCGCGGAGGUGCGCCGCCGCGCCGAAGGCGUCGCCGCCUCCGCCGCCGCCGCCGCCGUAGCUGGCGGCGCCGCUGACGCUGAGGAAGGAGAUGAGAGAGACGCAGAGGGGGACGCAGAGAACGACGAGGACGCUGCUAUGGAGGAGGAAGAGGAGGAGGGUGAGGAGGAGGAGGAGGACGGGGAGGCAGACGGGGAGGAGGCAGCGGCGGCGGCGGCGGCGCUUGCGGCGGAGAUUCGGAAAGCGAAGAAGGGCCAAUCGGCGGAUGACAGGCUGGCAGACGAGCUUGCUGAGCUGGACAUGGACCACUAUGACGACGAGGCUGACGCGGCGCCGAACCUGUUCGGUACGGGGAAGGGCAUCGGCGCGGCUUAUUACCGAAGCAACGAGGAAGAUCCGUACCUGACCAAAGCAGAGGGGGGGAUCGACGAUGACGAGGAGGAGGAGAUCGAAGAUCUGACCAUACGCGAUACAGACCUGCUCAUUCUCGCGGCAAGAAACGAGGAUGACGUCAGCUUCAUCGAGGUAUGGGUGUGCGAGGAGCAGCAGCAGCAGCAGCGGGGGGAGGAGGGGGAGGACGAGGACGUGGCGCAAAACGACAAGGAGCUCAACAUGUACGUGCACCACGAUAUCAUGCUCCCCGCGUUCCCCCUCGCGCUCGCCUGGAUGGACUUCAAUCCCGCCUCCGCCGCCGCCGGUUCCGCCGGUGCUUCCGCCGGGGCGGCCGCCGUCGCAGUUGCCGCCGCGGGAGGCGGCGCGAGCAUCCUGGCGCCAGGAAACUUCGUGGCAGUUGCGACUAUGGACCCUGCUAUUGAGAUUUGGGACUUGGAUGUUUUAGACGAGGUCGAACCCGCUGCAUCUUUAGGGGGGUUUGUGACAACAGCGGGGGGGGUUAAGAAGGGUUCAAAGGGAAAGAAAGGGGAGAAGGACAAAGGAGGAAGGAAGGGAAGGAAGGGGAGGAAGGGCCAGGAGAGGGAAGCAAAGCAGAGCGGAAGCAGCCGACAAGGGAAGGCAGGAAAGGUUCAAAAGUCAGCAGCAGCAGUGCUAAAGGAGGGGAGUCACAAGGGCGCGGUGAUGGCCCUCUCGUGGAACCGCGAGUACCGCAACGUGCUGGCGAGUGGCGGCGAGGACCGGCGGGUGAAGGUGUGGGACAUGGCCGCCCAGCGCUGCGACCGCACGCUCAAGCCGCACACCGGCAAGGUGCAGGCCGUGGCGUGGGCGCCCCUGCAGCCUACCAGUCUGCUUUCUGGAUCGUUUGACCGCACAAUCGCUCUGACGGAUGUUCGAUCGCCUGAUGCUACAGUGCUGCGGUGGGGCGUCUCUGCUGACGUGGAGGCCCUUGCGUGGGACCCACACGACAGCACCCGAUUCGUCGUCUCUUCUGAGGACGGGCUUAUCUGUUGCCACGACACGCGGGCGUGCAGCAGCACUGGCACCACCAACCCUAUCGCCAGCUCAGCAUCCCCCGGUUCCCCCUUCCCGAACGCCCUCUUCACGAUUCAUGCGCACACCAAGGCGGUGUGCACCGUUUCCUGGAACCCUAAAAUCCCGCAUCUCCUGGCGUCUGGGUCGACGGACAAGACAGUGAAGCUGUGGGAUCUCACGGGCAACCAGGCGCGCUGCAUGGAGUCGUCAAACCCUAAGCUGGGCGCUGUUUUCUCGGUGGCGUUUUGCGCCGAUGCUCCUGGUUUCCUGGCGAUGGGAGGGUCCAAGGGGAAGCUCAAGGUGUGGGAUACCAGGAAGGUAGCGGAUGUGGGACAGAGGUUGAGUAGAGUAGUGUAGGCAUGGUCAUGUUUGCAGUAAAACUAGUUACUGGUGUGUUAUCGCCUUAGGAGCCCACUGGGUGGUUCAGAUCCAUCUGAACCUGUGUCUAGUAAUGGGGUACAAGUUUUGACAGUGUCAUUGCUACAAUGGCUCAUCUGCCCCAAUCUGUUUUAAGCUUACCACCUAUUAUCA
This is a messenger RNA of Closterium sp. NIES-67, 2178 nucleotides long. The record is from the annotation of a GenBank genome assembly. Lineage: Eukaryota; Viridiplantae; Streptophyta; Zygnematophyceae; Desmidiales; Closteriaceae.